Molecule: messenger RNA, 489 nt
Organism: Eimeria maxima
Lineage: Eukaryota; Apicomplexa; Conoidasida; Eucoccidiorida; Eimeriidae
Product: 40S ribosomal protein S11, putative
Exons: 5
Coding region: 1-489 (162 amino acids)
Biological process (GO): translation
Cellular component (GO): ribosome; cytosolic small ribosomal subunit
Molecular function (GO): structural constituent of ribosome
Source: RefSeq, a predicted model, not a curated record
AUGUCGGCAACUCAGCAAGAUGUGCAGACAGAGAAGGCCUUCCAGCGGCAGCAUGGGGCCUCUCAGCUGGCCCUUGCCCAGUCUAUGAAGAGAAGGGGAAAGGCGAGAUAUUGGAGGGAGGUAGGGUUGGGUUUCGCCACCCCUCGCUUGGCAAAGGAAGGCACAUACAUAGACAAGAAGUGCCCCUUUACUGGAAACGUCUCCAUUCGUGGUCGCAUCAUCAAGGGGAUGGUGAUUUCUGCCAAGAUGAAACGGUGUGUAGUGAUUCGCCGCACUUACUUGCACUUUGUGAGGAAGUACAAUCGUGUUGAGAAGCGUCAUAAGAACGUGACUUGCCAUCUCUCUCCAUGCUUCGAGCAAGUCAAAGAAGGUGAUAUCGUCACUGCUGGGCAGUGCAGGCCCCUGUCGAAGACUAUUCGCUUUAACGUGCUUAAAGUCGAAAGCAACCAAGUCUUCGGCAAUGUGCGCAAGCAGUUCCGUCUCUUCUAA